CGACACUACCAUCUCAAGAACUUCAUACCGCCCGGCUUCUUCUUUCUCAGAUAGGUUGUAUCAAUGGUUCUGUCUGCUUACGGGAUAGGAGUGUGCAUGUUCCGGCAUGUCCGCCUCUCCCUGAAUCACGACUGGGUUUAAGUGAUCAUCCCCAAACGACACCACAUCGGCUCUACUCUUGUCACAAAGCUCAUCCUCUGGAGGCUCUCUGAUACCAUCUAGAGUACGCCUCGGAGUUGCUCGCCUACUCGGCAGCAGCUGUAAUAUCGUACCACAACAUCGGCAUGUGUCAGAAACUUACUGCUCACUCUAGCAAAAUCAAGAUGCCGAAGCGGUGCUCAAUGCGGAAUCUUUGUGCCACUUCACUGGGGCCAAAUGAUGUGCAGCUCGCUGUGGCAAUGAAGGCAACGGAGGAAGAACCCACCGCCGACCAACAGUUGACUUCGGCGUUGAUGUGACUCCCAAACUGGAGCAGAGCUACGACGCUUCGUUGGUCCAAUGGCUCCUCCCAAAGGGGAGGCCCACAAUGUCACAGAGCGACCGAAGUUCCCAUGUGCUGAAAGUAAUGCCACACUUUGCCGACAAAGAUCUCCAUACAAAGCCACGCCCUCGAGCCGCGUUUCCAGUCGUAUCAAUGCCACUUACUGCCCCCUUUGACGCAUCGAAUUCAGCGCCUACUGGCUGUGCUUCAUACCAGCGAGCCUCUGAAACAGCACGCACAUCUACGCGCACCUGCAGGAUAUCCUAUCUUCUUCUUCAUCUGAUGCACGCUCGUUGAUUCGCAAGGGCUUGACCCUGGCCGUCCUCAGAAACAACCUGUCGACUCUCAAGACGUCAAGGUCAGGGUAUCUCCCUCGUGGCCGCUUGCAGCCAAUAUGAAGUCAAUCACAGCAAUGGAUGUUGUCAACCUCCCUUUGUUAUUCAAGCACACCGGUCAUACUCUAUCCAUCGAUGCCACGCUCGUUGCACAAGUGCGAUGGCAGAGAGAUGUGUUCCUGCACUCACUUUCUCAUCCGACUCUUCCAGACGUACCGGAACCGUCGUCUGCAGAAGAGCUUGUACUCAGGUUCCUUGGUUUCCUUGUCGAAAAUCACGCUUCUCCGGCUAUUCUGCAAACUCUAUUGCGAACAUUCGAACAAGACUUCCUCAAGGAAGUGGACGCUCACCUGCUGAUAUGCGCACUUCCAAUUACUUCAAAGGUUCGAAAAGAGCUAAUCUGUGCCUACUACACCGCCAGAUCCAAAUGUACCGAGAUCAAGACACCACAGAGCGCCUUGUUGCAGCUUGCUGAAGAGGAUCAAGCAGUGUUGUUUGCAGUAUUUGGAGGCCAAGGCACCAACAAUCCGAAAUGCGUCGCAUCCCUGACGACUCUUUAUUCUACCUACAAGCCCUUCGUGAGAGAGCUCAUUGACAACGUUAUAUCGCCAUUGCUCUACAAGCUUUGUCGACUGCCCGAGACCGAGGAUCAUUAUUGCGGCCGCUACAUUGACCUUGCUACCUGGAUUCACGACCCUUCAAAAGUGCCUAACGCCGAUUUCAUCUCCCAAGCGCCGGUCAGCUUUCCUGUCGUCGGCCUCUUAAGCUUAGCGCAGUAUUGUGCAGCUUGCAAGGCGCUAGGCAUGACUCCAGGAGAGCUCCGCUCACAUUUUCGCGGCACAACGGGACACUCUCAAGGUCUUGUCAUUGCAACAGUCAUAUCAAUGGCUGAUAGCUGGCAUUCAUUUUAUGAAGUUGCCAGACUAGCAAUUGAAGUCCUCUUCUGGCUGGGCUUUUACUGCCACCAGGCCAGGCCUAACUCGUCCGUAUCAGCCGCCCUCGCCAAGGAAUGUCUGGAGAAUGGUGAAGGCCAACCGUCAUCCAUGUUGAGCGUCCGUGGCUUGGAUCGCCUCCGCAUCGAGGCAUUACUUGCAAAGUUCAACAAAAGCUUGAGACCUGAAGAGCAGCUGCAUCUAGCACUCGAGAACACCCAGGAUAACUUUGUCCUUGCCGGUCCGGUUAGUUCUCUCGUUCAUAUGAACUCCCAUCUACGUGCCCUCAAAGCGAAGGAUGGGUCGGAUCAGAGUCGUGUACCUUUCAGCACCCGAAAGCCCGUCAUCUACCAUCAGUUUCUGCCUAUCAGUGCACCAUUCCAUACGAGCUACCUGAACACUGCUGCCGAGAAGGUCAAACUUCAUCUUGGCAAGAUGUCGAUCUCCAAGGCCAGCUUGAUGAUACCGGUGUAUCAUAGCAAGACUGCCGAUGAUCUUCGGCACAAUGGCACAUCCAACAUCUUAAAAGUUCUGGUGGAUGCGGUAGCUUGUGAACAAUGCCAAUGGCCUGUGGCCAUGCAGCUACCACAAGCUACUCACGUGCUUGCUUUUGAUGGGGGUAUAGGUGAUUUGGUGACGAAAGUCAAGGAAGGAGAAGGUGUACGGGUCAUCGAUGUCAGCAAUCUCGACUCCCGUGAGAAGGAAACUGCCACUGCCGCCGACCUCUACUCUUCAAUACUACUCGCGUCCUCCGCGCCCAUUGAAGCAUGGGGAAAGCAAUUCCAGCCUCGUCUUGCUCGCUCUAGCAACGGUGACUGGAUCAUGCAGACCAAACUGAGUCAGCUCUUGAGCAGUCCACCCGUCAUGGUUGCUGGCAUGACACCCACAACCACUCACUGGGAUUUUGUGUCCGCUAUAAUGAAGGCUGGCUACCAUGUUGAAUUGGCCGCUGGUGGCUUCUACAAUUCGGACGCGAUGAGUUCAGCGAUUCAAAGACUUGUGCUGAGCCUUCCAGCAGGGCGAGGCGUGAGUUGCAACGUGAUUUAUGCAAGCCCCCAUACCCUGGCGUGGCAGAUCGCGACACUACGCAAACUCUCCAGAAAGGGAUUGCCUAUUCAUGGGUUGACAAUCGGCGCCGGUAUUCCAUCUGCUGAGAUUGUGGCUGAAUACAUCAAUACCAUUGGAAUCAAGCACAUCUCCUUCAAGCCGGGUUCUUCCUCGGCUAUAAAAGAGGUAAUCGAAAUCGCGAAAGCUCAUCCCAACUUCCCAAUCAUCCUGCAAUGGACUGGAGGGCGAGGCGGCGGACACCAUUCAUACGAAGACUUUCAUGCACCUAUUUUGAGCUUAUAUGGCACGAUUCGCAAACAAAGUAACGUCAUCCUUGUUGCCGGGAGCGGCUUUGGAGGUGCUGAUGACACUUACCCCUAUCUCAUGGGUACCUGGGCAUCCCGCUUUGGGCAUGUUCUAAUGCCGUUCGAUGGCGUUUUGCUUGGCAGCCGCAUGAUGGUUGCUCGGGAGGCCUACACUUCUGCAGAGAGUAAGCACCUCAUCUACCAAGCGCCGGGAGUUCCUGACUCCGACUGGGAAAGAAGCUACAGAGGUGCAGCAGGUGGCAUUAUUACCGUGCAAUCGGAGAUGGGGCAACCUAUUCACAAGAUAGCAAAUCGUGGAGUGCUACUCUGGGCGGAUAUGGACAAGAAAAUCUUCUGUCUGCCGCGGAGUGAGCGUCUGCCAAAGCUACUUGAGAACAAAAAGUCCAUCAUUCAAAGGCUCAAUGCGGAUUUCGCCAAACCUUGGUUUGGCAAGACAGCCGACGGCCAAGUCGUCGAAGUAGCAGCCAUGACAUACACGGAAGUUCUGGACAGGAUGGUCAGUCUGAUGUAUGUGUCUCAUCAAAGACGCUGGAUCGACCCUUCAUACAUCAACUUCGUCUAUGACUUUGCAUGCCGCGCCUUACAGAGAUUGCCACACGAUGCUGGGAUCGAGCUCUCGGCCAGUGGUCUGAAUGAUCCCUACGACUUUCUGUCAGUGUUCACAACCUCCUGUCCAGAUGCCUCGACUAGCAUAUUGAAUCCAGAGGACUCUGCUUUCUUCCUUCUCAGGUGUAGGUCACGCGGCCAGAAGCCUGUCAACUUCAUCCCAGUCCUUGACGAAAACUUCGAGUACUAUUUCAAAAAGGACUCCUUGUGGCAAUCGGAGGACAUUGAUGCAGUCAUCGAUCGCGAUGCAGGCAGAGUCUGCAUCCUUCAUGGGCCUGUGGCGGCACAAUAUUCUCGGCAAUGUGAUGAGUCGGCCAAGGACAUUCUAGAUAACAUCGCGAAAGCGCAUGUGGACAUGCUCCUUGGCGAACAAUACGGCAGGCCAGUCACUCCCAUUUCUGACGAUGAGAGCCUGCUUCAGAGUGGUAGUGGUACGCCGGACUCCUGGGCGUUAGCCUCGCCUCUUUCGAGCGUGCCCACCAGCAUGGAAACGCCAUUUUCUUGCAAGAGUCCUGGUCUUCAGACUCGGCUAUUUUCCCCAACCAGUGCACCCAGUCAGUUUUCUUCUUCAUUUUUGGCGGGACGAUGCAGUAACUCUUCGACGCUUCUCCGCGCUCUGUUCUCCUCCGACCAUAUCAUCCGCGACGGCGCUUACAAAAUAAGCCCUCUCCGCCGUAUUCUGGAACCUCGAGCUGGAGGCUCUUUGUCGAUUGAUAGAGAGGUUGGGAAGGUCCUACUUGAGAAGGAUGCUGGUCUCGGCGCUGAGAUUCUGGCCGAGAUCUCCUGCCGAGAAGACAUGACCCUGGCCGUGGAGCUUCGCCAGCGAAGUGCGCACAACGGUGAUUACAUUGCUUUGCCCUUCGAAUUCCAACUGCAAACUGAGAAGAGCCCCUGGACAUUUAGUGAGGUCAUGCAAAAUCGGAAUCUGCGCAUCAAAUCAUUCUACAGCAAAUUAUGGUUCAACGAAGAGCUCGACCCAAGUGCUACGGUUCAAACCACAUUUUGUGGAGAGGAGAUAAUGCUCACCAACGAGAUGUACCAGAAUUUCCUUUCAACAGUUGGCCAAUCGUAUUCGAACGGUCCUAUCACUUCUGGGGACUCGGCUGUCUUCCCCAUCAGUUUUGGCAUUGUCGUUGUUUGGGAUGUCAUCGCCAAGCCGUUGGUACUGAAGGACAUCGACGGCGACCUGCUUUGCUUAGUACACCAGUCCAACGUUUUCGAAUAUUGCGAAGGGGCGUCUGCUCUCCGAAUUGGCGAUCUUGUAUGGGCACGAUCCAAUGCCCGUGAGGUCUACAUCGAGGAAGCAGGCAAGUAUGUUGUGGUUGAGGCGGAAAUCAUGCGGUCUGGCCAGCCGGUGAUGAUGGUAAGAUCGACAUUCUUAUUCAAGGGCAAAUUCAAUGAUUUCCAGUCGACUUUCAGGCACAAGAAGGAACGAGAUAUGGCCAUGGAAAAGUUGUCACGACAAGACGAAGCCAUUCUCCUUGAUCGAGAGUGGUUCCAGCCUCAUGACUCGACAACCUCUUUUGUCGGCACGACAUUGCUCUUUCGACUGCAAUCAAACGUGACAUGGAAGAAGCGGGACGUUUUCAGGGAACUGGCAGUCUCCGGCACAGUCUUCGUGCAGACUUCGGACACUGACCUCCACGAGGUUGGCACAGUUGAUUUCUAUGGUACUAACUGUGUGGGAAACCCAGUCAUGGAUUUCUUGGAGCGGAAAGCAUCAACGACGAAAGCACAGAGCGAGCUCGGACAUCCUGGGUGGUCAGACGAUGGCAGUGUCGAAGUACAAAUACCCAGCAGCAACGAGAGAUAUGCGAGGGUCUCCAAGGACUACAACCCAAUCCACGUGUCCUCCUUGUUCGCGGAUUGGGCUGAAUUGCCUGGUACGAUCACCCAUGGAAUGUAUACGUCGGCUGUUGCAGCAAGCGCUCUGGAACACUUGGCGGCCGAUGGUGACCCACGACGUCUCUACCGUUUCUCAGCCACUUUCACUGGCAUGGUUCUACCUGAAGACAAGCUUAGUGUCCGCCUACAGCACGUCGGAAUGACUGAAGGCAGGAUGCGCAUCAAGGUAUCUGCCUACAAGGAGGAGACAGACGAGAUUGUGCUUGAGGCCGAAGCAGAAGUCGAGCAGGCAAAGACGGCCUACAUCUUCACUGGCCAGGGCAGCCAAUCCAAGGGCAUGGGCAUGGAUCUUUACAAUAGCAGCCCUGUCGCAAAGGCCGUGUGGGAUGACGUUGACGCGUAUCUCUCAGAGACAUAUGGCUGGUCAAUCCUGGACGUUGUCCGCAACAAUCCCAAAUCCCUCACCGUGCACUUUGGAGGUAAGCGAGGGCGGAAAAUCAGAGACAAUUAUAUGGCCAUGCAGAUUGAGACGCUGUUACCUGACGGUGGGAGCAUCACUCGGCCUGUCCUCCCAGGUCUGGCGACAAGCACAAGAUCAUACACAUUCUCCGAACCUCGAGGACUGCUCUUCUCUACCCAAUUCGCUCAGCCUGCCAUUCUGCUUCUGCAGAAGGCCACUUUCGAGGAUAUGCGAGCAAACGGGCUCAUCCAGAGCGAUGCCACGUUCGCGGGUCACUCCCUUGGUGAAUACGGAUCACUAUCGGCAUUCUCAGGCUUCUUGUCCAUCCACGACCUCAUGGACGUGGUGUUCUACCGUGGACUCAGUAUGCAAGUGUCCAUGGAUAGGGAUGAGCAUGGCCAGACGGGGUAUUCCAUGGUGGCAGCGAAUCCGAAACGAGUUGGCAAAGGCUUUAAUGAAAAGGGCCUUAAUGUCGUGGUGGACAUCAUUGCCAGCGAGAGCCGAAGCCUUCUCGAGAUUGUCAACUACAACGUCGAAGGCGAACAAUAUGUUUGUGCAGGCACUAUGCAGAAUCUCCACACCCUUUCGGUGGUGUUGAACCACCUGGCCAAGAGUCCCGAGGCGGGCAAUCUCGUUGCUGAAGCCAUUCGGGCAGACGAUCCGCUCUGCAGCAACCUACGCGAAUACAUUGUCACCUGCAUUGGCGAGACGCAGAGGCUUCCCCAACCGAUAGAACUGGAACGCUGCGCUGCCACGAUUCCGCUCAAAGGUAUCGAUGUACCUUUCCACUCUUCGCUCUUGCGGACUGGCGUGCACUCCUACCGCAAGUUCCUGGAACGGCGCAUCGUUGAGAGCAACAUCGACCCAGACAAGCUUGUUGGAAAGUGGGUGCCAAACGUGAUGGCCGAGAGAUUCUCGCUGGAACAGUCCUACAUCGAGGAGGCUUAUAGACUGACCCGAAGCCCAGAGUUGAAGGAAUUGUUGGAGCAAGGCAUUGAUUGCUAGAAAGAUUGGCCGCUCAUGGCGCUCGGUUGCACUUAGGCUGGAAUGCGUGGCGAUUUUGUGUCUUGAAUUUUAUGUGUACAGAGUCUCGGAAUAUGGUGCUUUAAUUAGGACAUUUGCACCUUGAUCACCUUGAACCGCUACGUCCUGCAUGAAUACUUCUCCUGCCAAUACCAGCAUAAGGUACUUUAUCAACUACUC
This is a messenger RNA of Exophiala xenobiotica, 7235 nucleotides long. RefSeq lists its product as uncharacterized. Bases 876 to 7037 code for a protein of 2053 amino acids. The transcript is spliced from 4 exons. NCBI's taxonomy places the organism in Eukaryota, Fungi, Ascomycota, Eurotiomycetes, Chaetothyriales, Herpotrichiellaceae. Gene Ontology annotation, molecular function: enoyl-[acyl-carrier-protein] reductase (NADH) activity; [acyl-carrier-protein] S-acetyltransferase activity; [acyl-carrier-protein] S-malonyltransferase activity. Gene Ontology annotation, cellular component: fatty acid synthase complex. The record is from RefSeq and is a predicted model, not a curated record. Gene Ontology annotation, biological process: long-chain fatty acid biosynthetic process.